UCUCGUGUUUGUGUUUGUUUUUUGUCUUUCAGAUCCGCAGGUUGCAAGAUUAUCCAUAUCCCCCAGUUUUUUUGGGAACCACUUGUUUUGAGAGUAAACAUCAUGCCGUUUAUUGUUUUGGAGUUUACAAUCCUUGUCGUUUUUAAACCGGUUCAAUUCAGUUUUUUUUUUUCAAACCCGGUUCAGUUUUCGUCCCUGAAAUUAAUCACAGAGGCAGAGAAAAUCGAAAGAACCUGAAUUUAGAGAGUUACGAUUCGACUCAAAGUAGGAAGCUUUGACUCGAAAUCUCGCUGAAGAAGAAGAGGAGAGACGAAAUUGUUGUCUUUAGUUGCCGGCGCCGGGGACGUCUGAACUCCGGUGAACAGAGAAUGGGGAUGCAUUUGGCUGCUCUGUUUUUCAUUAUUACACCACUCUGUGUUUUAUCCUCUGAAGUCCAGCAGAUCGGUUCUAAUCAGAACUUGGUCAAUGAUCUGGACGCAGCUAAGCUCAGAAUACCUCAAUUGGAAGCUGUUCUUGAGGCGACCAUACAGAAGCUGGAUGCUAAGACCCUUUACUUGAAAGAGCGUGAGAAGUUGAUUCAAGUUGCUGAAAGUCAGAUCCAUGAUUUGCAGGCUGCUUCAUACAUUGACAAGAGCGGCUUACCUUUGGUUCAAAAGAGGAUAAGCGAGUUGGAAGAAGAGGUUAAACUCCUAUGGGCUGCCUUGAGAACAACCAACUUUGAGCUUCACGUUUUAGAGGAUAAAGCAAGAGAAGCUAAGGAUAAACUUAAAGCUAAGGCUUUGGAAGUUGAACAGAUGACAGAAGUUGUUACAGAGCAGUGGAUUCAGGUUCAGCAUCUUGAGCAGAUGAGAGAAUUCAAUAACCGAAGGCAUCACACACCUAGCAGAUGCCCGUUCGUGAAGCUCAUGAGCGACAUCCAAAGAAAACAUCUGCCCAAAGUUGAUGAAGCAUUUGACAUUCACUGGAAAGGAAAGAAGGUUCUCUCUGUGCAACCGUAUCUCACACAAGCCCUGUCACAGUUAAAAAGCCUCUGGGCAGCUAUUACCAAAUAUCACCACCAGUUGCAAGGCUUCAUCGAGCAUGAAAUGGAAAGAACCGAGAUCACAGCGGCUCUGGCAAACAGAGAAGUGGUGUUUUUCAUGGCAUCUGCACUGAUUACCUUCCCAGUGUUUGGAGCUUGGAUCUUACUCUCUUCCUAGUUUGGUUUCUGGAUGACAUGAUCAACCGAUGCAUCAGAAAUGUUCAGAUUGGUUUUGCUUCUCAUUGCUCAAGAAAUUGUCUAGUUUUAAGCUUUGAGAUCCGUAGGAGGAUCCUAGUAGGAUCUAUUGCAUCCGUGAACAAACCGAAAAUCCGGUUAAUCAGUGGUUUAAACCAGUUGUUAUGGGGUAAGGUGCACAGUUGUAUCCAAGUUCAAUUGUUGGAGACUGAAUUUUGUUUUUGGAAAAAGAGACAAACCCAAAGAGAUGCAGACAAAGUCAAGUCC
Arabidopsis lyrata subsp. lyrata is the source of this 1483-nucleotide messenger RNA. RefSeq lists its product as uncharacterized. The record is from RefSeq and is a predicted model, not a curated record. Lineage: Eukaryota; Viridiplantae; Streptophyta; Magnoliopsida; Brassicales; Brassicaceae. The coding region runs from base 369 to 1199 and encodes 276 amino acids. The transcript is spliced from 9 exons.